Molecule: messenger RNA, 3958 nt
Organism: Carcharodon carcharias (great white shark)
Lineage: Eukaryota; Metazoa; Chordata; Chondrichthyes; Lamniformes; Lamnidae
Product: protein SET-like
Exons: 7
Coding region: 263-1390 (375 amino acids)
Biological process (GO): nucleosome assembly
Cellular component (GO): chromatin; nucleus
Molecular function (GO): chromatin binding; histone binding
Source: RefSeq, a predicted model, not a curated record
UUAAAGGAAAAUGAGGUAAAGUUUAAAAGCCCCCGGAGGAGAGAAUAAACGGACCGUUAAUAUUUUUCCACCCCUCCCCCAAUAUUUAAAAAAAAAGUCCUUCGGGCGGACGGGACGGGCGAAAAUCUGAGGCGGGGAGGGGGAAGGGGGGGGGGAGGAAAAGAGGCGCGAAAAGUUUUUAACCGACCGGAAACUUUCGAGGGGCAAAUAAUUUUAAAGAUCCGCCGGUCGAAGGGAGAGAGAGAGAGGUCCGCUCACCGAGAUGAGCGGGGCUCCCGAGACCAAACUGCCCCGCUUGGAGGCGCCGGAAUCGGGCGACAAGUCGACGACGACGACGACGACGACGGCGGCGGCGGCGGCGGCGGCGGGCGAGCAGGCCAAGGCCGCGGGGGCUGCCGCGCAUGCGCCGGCCGCCGAGGGGGCGGGGCCGGCCGCCGUUGCCCAGGCGACCGUGGGCGCUGCGUCCUCGGCGGUGGUGGUCGUGGCGGGUGGGGGAGGAGGAGCAGGAGGAGAGUUGGCCACGCCCCUCGCCGUCGCCCGGGAGACGCAGCGCGCCCUCGAGGCGGUGGACGCGUGCCAGCGCGAGCUGGAGGCGCUGAACGAGCGCGCGAGCGAGGAGAUCCUGCGCGUGGAGCGGCGCUACGGCGAGUUGCGGCGGCCGCACCUGGAGCGGCGCAACCGGCUGAUCGAGGACAUCCCCGGCUUCUGGGUCACCGCCUUCCUCAAUCACCCGCAGCUCUCUGCUCUCAUUGAUGAGAAUGAUGAGGAGGUCUUUAACUAUAUGAUGAGGCUAGAGGUCGAGGAAUUUGAAGACAUCAAGUCCGGCUACAGAAUCAAGUUCAACUUCAGCGAGAACCCUUACUUCGAGAAUAACCUCAUUAUCAAAGAAUUCCACCUGGGGACUGGAGGGAAGCCGGUAUCCCAGUCCACGCCCAUCAAAUGGAAGAAGGGCAUGGAUUUGACGGCUCUGAGCAAGGGUCUGCAUGAGAAGGGUCGGAAGCGAGGGCAUCGCAGUUUCUUCGCCUGGUUCACAGAGCACCGGAACCCCACCACGGAUGAAAUCGCCGAGGUGCUGAAAGAUGAUAUGUGGCCAAACCCCCUGCAAUACUUCCUGAUCGCCGAGAGUGAGAGCGGGGAGAACGGCCUGGAUGACAGCGACGAAGAGAACGGGGAUGACUCAGUGGUUAUCGUGGACGAGGACGAGGACGAGGAGGAGGACGAGGACGAGGACGAGGACGACGACGAGGUGCAGGAGAUCGUGGACGAGGAGGACGAGGAGGAAGGAUCAGAGGAUGACGUGGAGGAGAUUGACGAUGGCGAGGAAGUGGAAGAGGAGGGGGUCGAGCUGGAAGGGGAGGAGGACGAAGCCAAGGAAGGUGGUGAUGGAUAAAGGCUGCCUUCUCCCGCCCUCCUCUUAUCCCUUUGCCCUUUCCAAAAAAAAAAAAGCAAAAUAGCUGAAAAACGGGUGCAUUCGCUGGUGUGUCUGUGUGUGUGAGCGAGAGAGAGAGUGUGGGUGUGCGUGUAGACCCCCCCUCGUAUUCCAGAGAGAAAGAGGGACCCACUGGGACUCCAGAGCUUAGCCCGAGUGUGUGGGAACCAGCAUUCGUUCAGUUCUCUCCUUUUUUGUUAAAGCUUCUUACCUUCCUAAACCCCCUCCCCCUCUCACACCCUGGAGCAUUCAGCUGAGGUUCCCACUCCUGAUCACUCUGCGGUGGGUAUGUGUGUGUGUGUGUCCCGCACCUGCCUUUCCUGCCAGGAGUCUGGCGCUGGAUUCUGCCGGUAUCGUGCUCCACUGUGAUGCCCACACGACCGACCAGCCCGCCUCGAGCGUGCGCGGGAGGGCACACCACACACCCCCCCCCCCGCCGUGUAAAUAACUGGCCCCUGAGGUGCCAGGCCAGAGGUUCGUGGAGCUGUUUCCCAGAAGUCCUUCCCUCACCCUCACGUUCACCGACGGCACGUGUCAAUGCACAGGUUGUAUCGAGUCGGGGGGGGCGGGGAGCGUGAGCCUUGGGAGACUCUGCACUCGUUAGCUCUGCUUAUGGUGUUCCCUCUUUUCAAUAUGCAAGAUAAUACAAAGGAGGUGAUUGUUCGGGCUGUGCAGAGGGAGCUUCACCACCCCCCACGCGCCCCCCCCGUUGAACCUGAUCCCCGAGAUCUCUCUAUGCACAUGUCUGUGUCUCAAACGAACGGUGUCGAUUCCCACCGUCCUGUGUGAGGAGGGAGGUUAUAUGUCCAGCGUUCACGGCUCUCUUUCCCAUCCCCCAUCCCCCGCCCCUGACCCCAGUAUUUCCCCCCCCCCCCCCACCCCCGCCGCUGCCGUGUUAGUAAUUCAGAUCUCCGUUGGUUUUUUUCUUCCUUAAUCUUAUCUUUGUUUGUUUUCUUCAGCGAAGGUUCAGUUUCGUACCAGUUAGAUAGCUGCCCGAGUGGACGCUGCGAUCUCUCCCCUCCUCACAGCCCCCGCACACUUCCUGCAGCUCCAGUGGUAACGUGGCUGGUCCACUGGGCAUGGUGGGAAAUGCAGUGGUGGUUCGGAACCCCCCCCACCCCACCCCGCCCCUACCCUGUCUGCUGCUGCAUGACCACCCCCCCUCCCGGAGGGGAGGCAGCGACCCACACAAGCUUGGUGCCUGGAGUAGAGGGGAGUUUGGGGUCCGCGGUUAGGAGCAUUCAAUCGCGGGCGACAGACGCGCUCAUUUCAGCUGAGUCGGGAGGACGCACGUUGACUGGCUUUCUCAUCCUCGGGAUGGUAACAGAGAGUGGGGGGGGGUGGUUGUCGAUCAGCUUGGCCCAUCGCCAGGCAUGCAGGCGCCAAAGUCCCCCAACCCUGCUGACACUUCAGUAAACUCCGAGCGGCUGAAAAGGUUCAUUUGGUUUCCCCCACCUUGCCUCGUGCAAGUAACGUCUGACAGUCCUGCACCACAGCCUCCGGCUGCAAUAAUGGCCUUCCCGACCCCUGCAGCCAUGAUGAAGGUGGUGUUGGGGAGGAGGAGGAAGGUUACGCACUCUGCCCCCUGACCUGCGGCACCUGGCCGCCGCCGAGGUCACGUUAAGGGAGACCACCCCCCCCCCACUGUUCUUGCGGCGAGCAGCUGCUUGACCGACUGACGCCGGGCGGCAAACAUACCCCACGUUUGUUUAGGGCGCAGCCCAGCUGGCGGCCUGCCGAAACAAAGGCUGUCCUUGGCCCCUGCUGGAAAUCCACAGGGCAGCCCAUGUCGUAUCCCUCAAUCGCUGCAGCAGCCGCCGCCGAUUUAAAAACCCACCUCCCUGUCGGGAGAGGCUCCUGUCAGUGAAACUCGUCCCCACCUUUGGUCUGCUCUAAACAAAAAAGAAAAAGAGUUUAGCUCCCUCACCACCAUAGCUGGCCGCUCUUUCCCACAGGGUGCUUCUUCCUGCUCUCAUCCUGAGUGGGAGUGUGUGCCUGCCUGCCUGCAUGUGUGCAUGGGUGGGUGGGUGGGUGCGCAUUCAUGGCUGCUGCUUUUUCUACAGAGUGUACAUAACCAGUACAGAUUGCACAGGCAGCUGCCCAACCCCAACCUGGGACAAGCCAACAUGCACCUGAGGCCGUAGGCGGCUGUUGGGUCGGGGCGGGGGGGGGGGUGCAGUUUGGCCUGUCAAACGGGUGGUGGGGUUGGAGUUUCCCCUAGGGUCAUGCUGUUGCGGGUUAGUCUUUGACAGACUGAGCGCGAUGCGUUUUGGGGCUAAAUGACCCUGUUCCAAAAGUGUCUCGACCCAGGGCGUGACACAUCCCUUCAUUCAUCGUUAAUCGAUGCAAGUUGCUCCCUGGGGUUUGGACCACAGACAGCCUUACUGACCUCAGUUUUACCCUCCUGCCCUGGGAGUGUUUGACGAGGACAGUGUAGAGGGAGCUUUGCUCUGUAUCUAACCCCGUGCUGUACCUGUCCUGGGAGUGUUUGACGAGGACAGUGUAGAGGGAGCUUUGCUCUGUAUCUAA